This is a messenger RNA of Conger conger (European conger), 5144 nucleotides long. Its product is annotated as ubiquitin-associated protein 2-like. Lineage: Eukaryota; Metazoa; Chordata; Actinopteri; Anguilliformes; Congridae. The transcript is spliced from 30 exons. Gene Ontology annotation, cellular component: nucleus; cytoplasm. The record is from RefSeq and is a predicted model, not a curated record. Bases 309 to 3899 code for a protein of 1196 amino acids. Gene Ontology annotation, molecular function: protein binding.
UGUCGACAUUUACGUCUCAUGGUUAAUAUAAAUGUUAAAAACACGGGUCCCUGCCAGUUCUUGGUCAAUAUAUCGGCAGAUAUUUAUAUCCGGUUGCUUAAGGCCUUGUGGCCUAGCCACAGCCACGGCUUCAAGUGUAUUAGUAUUCGCUCGCUGCGGGCAUUGUCGAGGCUCGGCGGCUCGCGAAGUGCACGUUAGCUCUUUCCAGAGGACUAGUUGGCUAGCUAUAUGGCUGGAACAUAAUGUCAGUGUGGUCGGCGGCAUUUUGUGUUUUCCUUUGUAAAUACUGUUAUUUGUAUAUACUGUAAAUGAUGACAUCGGUGGGCAGCAGCCGCACCCGGGGCAAUUGGGAGCAGCCGCAGAGCCAAACACAGAGCCAGACACAGCACAAGCAGAGGCCUCAGGCCACAGCUGAGCAGAUCCGACUCGCACAGAUGAUUUCGGACCACAACGAUGCAGACUUUGAGGAGAAGGUCAAGCAGCUGAUCGACAUCACAGGCAAGGACCAGGACGAGUCAAUGAUCGCACUGCAUGACUGCAACGGGGACGUGAACAGAGCCAUCAAUGUCCUGCUGGAGGGGAGCCACGAUACGGACUCAUGGGAGAUGGUGGGGAAGAAGAAGGGGGUGUCUGGUCAGAAGGAGAGCGGGCCGGCCGACGUGGGUGAGGAGGGGAAGGAGAACAGGGAGAGAGCGGGAGACAGGGAAGCUGUGCGACGCAGAGGGGGGACUCCCAGGAGAGGUCGCGGGGCCAGCCGGGGGAGAGAGAUCCGUGGGCAGGAGAACGGUCUGGACGGGGCCAAGGCGGGAGGGCCCUCGGGGCGGGGUAUGGAGCGUGGUCGCAGGGGCAGAGGUCGAGGCAGUCGAGUAGGAACCUCUGGAAGGCGAGGGGCCCAGGGCAGAUUUUCGGCCCAGGGCAUGGGAAAGUGGAACAUGCCCACAGCUGCUCAUGAGAUGCCUUUACAGUACAUACAGACCUUUAACCCAGCAGACUACGCCGAGCCGGCCCAGGCAGAGGAGGGCUACGUGGGGGGCAGCACCUGGAACAACACGGCCAGUCUGGAGCCUGAUGAUGGAACCAGGCUUGAGUUCCCUGCGGUUGAGGGAACAAGUUAUCCCAGAAAAUUUGACUCUGCUCAUGGUGCCUGGAGAGCACCUAAUGAGGAGUGGGGCACUGAGGACUGGUGUGAAGAUCUGUCUGAGACGAAGAUCUUCACAGCCUCCAAAGCCGCGCCCGCGCCCCUCCCCCAGGAGAGCGUCACCAUCACUGCUGGCCAGAGGAUCGACCUGGCGGUGCUUCUUGGGAAGACGCCCACCCCCUCGUCCUCAGAGCCAGAAGCCAGCAGUCUGGAGAGCUCCCAGCCCCUGGUGUUCAGCAGCUCAAAGCAGGGCGGCUCUCUGUCCCAGCCAGCCUCCAGCCCUGCCUACCCCCAGCACAGCAUGGCCAGUAUGCUAAGCAAAAGCUUUGGUGAGGUGGUGGACCCCAAGGGGGGUAACGGAGGGACGACCAGUGGCUCUCAGUUCCUGGAGCAGUUUAAGACGGCCCAGGCGCUGGCACAGCUGGCUGCUCAGCGCUCUCAGACUGGGCCCCCAAACCCCCCCGCCUCCUCCUGGGACACCAGCGCCUCUCUGGGGCAGUACGACCUGAAGCCCCAGCCUGAGGCUACGGCCCACAGCCCCUUCACCAAGCGCCAGCCCUACCAGCCCACCUCCUCUGCUGCCUCCUCUAUGAUGGAGGCCUUCCUCCAGGACAAAGCGUCCUCCUCCUCCUCCUCGGUCUCUUCCUCCCUACACACGCAGACUGCCCCCAGCCCCCUGGCGCCCCCCGUCUCGCCCCUCCCCAAACCCCCUGGCCCGGUCUCCGGGCAACAGAUGUCCCCCGCUUCCUCCGACAACCAGUCCUCCAGCCCCCAGCCCCUGCAGCAACACAAGCUCAAACAGCAGAGGAAGAGAGCCGCCAUCACCACGAAGAUCCCAGCGCUUGCCGUGGAGAUGCCUGGUUCUGCAGACAUCUCUGGGCUGAACCUGCAGUUUGGAGCCCUGCAGUUCGGGUCAGAACCAGUGCUGCCUGAGUACGACUCGACGCCGGCGACCAGCUCCCCUGCCAGCCAGACUCAGAACAGCCUGUUCACCAGUGCGAGCAGCGAGUCCAUGCCAACCAUUCCAAACCCCAGCCAGGACCAAGCGUACCAGGGCGGCCCUCUUCCCGGGGGCCCCUCGUACCCCUCUCAGACGGGCGUGUCGGGCGGUGUGGGGCAGCCCACGCUGUACGAGCAGAGGGCCACGCAAACCCGCCGUUACCCCCCCUCCGUCUCCUCCUCCCCACAGAAGGACCUGCAGCCCAGCAAGAAUGGGUUCAGCUCUAUGCAGACGGUGCAGGCUUUGGAAGCGGCUGCAGUUGCCGACGUGGUCACCUCGGUCUCCGCGUCAGUCAUAGACAGCGUCACAGGCGCCGCCUCCUUGUUGACCUCACCCAGCCAGGUGUCCCUCGGCACCCUGGGACACGGGGAGGACCUCGCCCCCAACGCCGUCACGCAGCCCCAGCACAGCAACUCCCUCUCCACACAGCAGAACAGCCUGGUCUCCUCCUCCGCAGUCCGCACCACUAACUCCAGUCUGCUGCACGGCGGUGUGGACGGUGACUCCGGCCUGCACUCCUCCUACCCCACCUCCUCCGUCAGCGUGGCCUCCUCCAGCCCCGCCUCCUCGCUCAGCGCCCCGCCCCCCUCGGCCCCGCCCAGCCUGAGCAUGGGCCUCAGCAGCACCGCCCCCUCUUCGUCCUCCUCCUCGGCGGCCACCGCCAUUUCCUCCGCCUCGCUGCGCAGUUCGAUGGCCAUGUCAGGGAAAGCACCUCCUAACCUGCCCCCUGGAGUGCCCCCGCUUUUGCCAAACCCUUACAUCAUGGCCCCUGGGUUACUACACGCAUACCCACCCCAGAUGUACGGCUAUGACGACCUGCAGAUGCUCCAGCCCCGGAUACCUCUGGAUUACUACAGCAUCCCCUUUGCUGCUCCCAACACAGCACUGACUGGCAGAGAGGGCGGUCUUACCGCCAACCCUUACUCUGCGGGCGAUCUGUCCAAGUUCGGGCGGGGCGAAGCUCCCUCCCCGGCGCCGGCCACCACGCUGGCGCAGCCGCAGCAGAGCCAGACGCAGACGCACCACAGCGCCCAGCAGCCCUUCCUCAACCCCGCCCUGCCGCCCGGCUACAGCUACACCAGCCUGCCCUACUACACGGGCCUGCCCGGCCUGCCCAGCACCUUCCAGUACGGGCCCGCGGUGUUCCCGGUGGCUCCUACCUCAUCGAAGCAGCACGGCGUGGGCGUCGGUGCGUCGGCCACGCCCUUCCAGCAGGCCAGCGGCUACGGCUCCCACGGGUACAGCACUGGGUAUGAGGAUAUGGGCCAGGCUGGCAGUGGGGAUUUCUGUAAGGGUGGAUAUAGCACUGCUGUCGCGGCCGCUGCUGCUGCUGCCGCUGCUGCUGCUGCUGCUGCUUCUGCACAAAGCAAGGCUGCCGGCUCUGUCAGCGGGCCUGGAGUGGGAGUUUCUGUGACGUCCAGCAACACUGGGGUUCCGGACAUCUCAGGGUCUGUUUACACAAAGACACAGUCGUUUGAUAAGCAGGGCUUCCACGCCGGGGCUCCAGCAGCCUCCUUCAGCCUGCCCUCAGCCCUGGGCAGCACGGGCCCCAUAAACCCCCCAGCGGCCCCCGGCUACGCCCCCGCCCCCUUCAUGCACAUCCUGGCCCCCCACCAGCAGCCCCACUCCCAGAUCCUGCACCACCACCUGCAGCAGGACGGACAGGGUGGAUCUGGCCAGCGGAACCAGAACUCCACCAUUCAGCAGAAGUCACAGGUCAACAAGUCUCCUUAUAACAGCUACACCUGGGGGGCCAACUAACCCAGCGCACAUGUCCAAGCCUGACACAAGCCUAUUCCCCCAUCUGCCCUGGAGUGUCCCCUGCUCACCUGCUCAACCUGCCAACAUCCUCCCCUGCAGUUCCCUCUCUGGCCAAAGGUGUCACUGUACACAGGGAGUGUGAGGCCUGCACUGUGGGCGUUGUGGCAGGAGAACAGGGUGUCUAAUGGAGGGGUAGGAGGGAAAAUCGCAGACCUUUUUUUAAAUUGGUGCCCUCAUCUCUUCCUCUUGUAUGUCCCUUGGACCUUGUUUUUUCUAUGAAGGCAUUUAGGUUUAUUGAUUGUUUUUGUUUUUUUUGACUGAUUUUUGGGGACGGAGAGGUGUGAGUGGAAUGGGGGGUGGGGCCUCUGGUGAUUUUACACCCCUACCCCCAUAGCUCUCCCCUGGCCCCUCAAUCCUGCCAGACACACAAACAAAAAAAUUUGAUUUUGUUUCCUCAUCUUUAGAACGUUAACAGAUAUCAUUUGAAAAUCCUCUGCAUUAAAGAUCAGCAUAUCGCACGUAUAUCCAUAUGGUGUGCGUGCAUGCACACUGGUGUGUGUGUGUGUGUGUGUGUCUCUGGCUGUAAACUGACUGGACGUUGAGGGGAAUUGGCCCCUCCCCUUUGUGGGGGCAGGGGGCGGAGUCCUGCUCCUGUGUUAUUACUGUUCCUAUGGAAGCCAUUGUGGGCGGGCAGUGACUCCGCCCCCCCAUUCCGUAUGCCUCCAUUCAUUGGGCUGCGGCAGCGCUGCUGCUGCUGUUCCACCUGUUCAUUGGGCCUCCCCCGGCAGUCAGUUUGCCCCUCCCCCUUUGCCGUCAAAUCAAGUGUCAGUUUGAACUUAAUUUUAAUCAGUUCACACAGGGUGAGCUUCCUUCAUUAAUCCGUUCUUUUGUGCGUUUUCUGUCGUAGAUUUGGGCGACAGUCACCCCACGUAAACGUGUUGUACUUUUCUAUUCCUUCCUCUCUCCCGUCUCCCCACAUAUUAUUAGUAAGAUACUUAAAAGCCCUGAUUAAUGGACAGAAUUGUAAUGGUUUUUUCUGCUUUUUUUUUUUUUUUCAGUGACCUUUUUUGUACUGUGCGUUUAAAAAGAAUUUAAAUGGAUAAACUUGUAUAUAUAAAAACACACAGAAGUACUGUAGUCCUGCUUUGUUUGAUGGCUUAAUAUUUUUUUAUUUGUAUUCUCCAGACCCUCACAACUUACAUUUUGUUUCCUUUUUAUUUUGUAAACUCUAUAUAUAUAUAUAUA